Camelina sativa (false flax) is the source of this 1383-nucleotide messenger RNA. Lineage: Eukaryota; Viridiplantae; Streptophyta; Magnoliopsida; Brassicales; Brassicaceae. The record is from RefSeq and is a predicted model, not a curated record.
AUUGUCGGGUUUCUUUCUUCUUGUGCAAGCUUGGGAGCGCUUGAUCUAGGUGAGUGGGGUAUCAGUUUAAUAGAUAGGCAUGAGUUCUUGAACAAUCUGUUUAUGGCCAAUGCCCUGAUCGACAUGUAUGCGAAAUGUGGGGCUAUGGCUCGAGGUUUUGAAGUAUUUAAAGAAAUGAAGGAGAAAGAUAUAGUGAUCAUGAAUGCUGCAAUUUCUGGUCUGGCCAAGAAUGGCCACGUUAAGCUCGCAUUUGCGGUUUUUGGACAAACAGAGAAGUUAGGUAUCUCACCUGAUGGGUCCACGUUCCUUGGACUGCUCUGUGGGUGCGUUCACGCUGGCCUAAUUGAAGACGGGCUUCGUUUUUUUAACAGCAUGAGCUGUGAUUACGCUUUGAAACGCACUGUUGAACACUAUGGUUGCAUGGUAGAUCUUUGGGGCAGAGCAGGGAUGUUAGAUGACGCAUACCGUGUGAUCUGCGAUAUGCCCCUAAAGCCAAACGUGAUAAUCUGGGGAGCGUUACUGAGCGGAUGCAGACUGGUCAAAGAUACGCGGUUAGCAGAAACUGUUCUUAAAGAACUCAUAGCUUUGGAGCCAUGGAAUGCAGGAAACUAUGUUCAAUUAUCCAACAUAUACUCUGUGAACGGCAGAUGGGACGAAGCGGCUGAAGUGAGGGACAAUAUGAACAAGAAAGGUCUGAAGAAGAUCCCGGGAUAUAGUUGGAUAGAAUUGGAAGGGACGGUCCAUGAGUUUCUAGCAGAUGAUAAAUCUCAUCCUCUUAGCGACAAGAUAUAUGGAAAGCUAGAAGAGUUGGGUAAUGAAAUGAGACUUAUGGGUUUUGUUCCAACGACAGAGUUUGUUAUGUUCGAUGUUGAAGAGGAAGAAAAGGAAAGGGUCUUGGGGUAUCACAGCGAGAAGCUUGCUGUUGCGUUUGGGCUGAUCAGUACGGAUCAUGGCCAAGUGAUUCGGGUAGUGAAGAAUCUAAGGGUGUGUGGAGAUUGUCAUGAAGUGAUGAAGUUGAUAUCGAAGAUCACUAGACGAGAGAUUGUUGUUAGAGACAACAAUAGGUUUCAUUGUUUUACUAACGGCUCUUGUUCUUGCAAUGACUAUUGGUGAAAAACGGCAGAAUUUAAUUUCACUUGUCAUUUAAUUGUUCAGAGCUUGACAUUUUGUAAGAAAUAUACAACAGUUUUUAAAGUUGGUUAUAAAAAGAGUUGGCAGACAGAAUAGACCUUUUUUAGCAGGUCACAUGUCUAAACACAGAAGAUAACAACUCGGAGGAAGCAAAACAGUUGUCGGAGGUUGUGUAAGGAUGCGUUUCCCGGUGGUUCGAGGACGCUCAGGGUAGCAAAAGCCUUCAAAAUGCAGAUUCUGGUAACUCGGAAU